AACCCCGUCGCUGACUGUUGGACACCGGUAGCCUAAACUUUAAAGGAUUUUUCAACCAAACUCUCUCUUCUGGAGAAUCGAUUAACCAAGAAAAAACUAAUUGCAGAAGAGUUUGUUUUCACGACGAACCGUCAAAUUAAGCUGACUUUGAAGAUGAACAUCCAAAACGGCAGUGAUUUAGACAGACCUGAAGGAAACAUAGGCUUAGAGGCACCUGAAAAAACCUUAUUUGGAAUCGGCACCGACAACUUCGUCACGCUUCUGAUCUUUGGACUCAUCUUUUCUCUAGGGGUCCUGGGAAACUCUCUGGUUAUCACUGUUCUGGCUCAACGCAAACCUGGACAGCAACGAAGCACCACCAACAUCUUCAUCCUCAACCUCAGUGUGGCAGAUCUGUCCUAUCUGCUCUUCUGCAUCCCCUUUCAGUCAACCGUUUACAUGCUGCCCACAUGGAUCCUGGGUGCCUUCAUUUGCAAGUUCAUCCACUACUUUUUCACAGUGUCCAUGUUGGUGAGCAUCUUCACCUUAUCAGCCAUGUCGGUGGACAGGUAUAUCGCCAUAGUGCACUGCAGAAAAUCCUCAUCCAUUCGAGUUGAGAGGCAUGCAUUAAUCGGGGUGCUGAUCAUAUGGGCGCUCUCUUUCGCCAUGGCCACUCCGGUUGCCUACUAUCAGGGUAUCGUGGAAAGUGAUGACAACAGCACGUUUUGCUGGGAAGUGUGGCCAGAUCACAGCAGGAGGAAAAUCUACGUCGUGUGCACUUUUGUCUUUGGAUAUGUGCUGCCGUUGAUUCUGAUAUCUUUCUGUUAUGCUAAGGUCCUGAAUCAUUUGCAUAAAAAGUUAAGAAAUGUCUCCAAAAAGUCGGAGGCAUCAAAAAAGAAGACUGCUCAGACAGUUCUGGUGGUUGUGGUGGUCUUCUGCCUGUCCUGGUUGCCUCAUCACGUGGUGCACCUGUGGGUCGAGUUUGGCUCCUUCCCCCUGAACCAGGCAUCCUUCGUGCUCCGCGUGGCGGCUCAUUGUCUGGCCUACAGCAACUCGUCUGUUAAUCCUGUUAUUUAUGCGUUCCUCUCGGAGAACUUCAGGCAGGCGUAUAAGCAGGUUUUCCGUUGUCAGGUGGCUUCUGAGUGCCCUACAAAUGAGGCAAGAGAGAUGAAGGCAGCACCAUCCACCAACUGCACCACUGUGUAAUUCCUGCAGCUGUUAAGUUUGUCGUCAUUUAUGAUAGCUUAAAAAUGACUUAAAGCUGAGUUUUUAAGCUUGGGAGAAGGCAAGAA
Rhinichthys klamathensis goyatoka is the source of this 1271-nucleotide messenger RNA. RefSeq names its product galanin receptor 1a (gene galr1a). The transcript has 3 exons. NCBI's taxonomy places the organism in Eukaryota, Metazoa, Chordata, Actinopteri, Cypriniformes, Leuciscidae. Gene Ontology annotation, cellular component: membrane. Gene Ontology annotation, biological process: G protein-coupled receptor signaling pathway; negative regulation of adenylate cyclase activity; positive regulation of cytosolic calcium ion concentration. The record is from RefSeq and is a predicted model, not a curated record. The coding region runs from base 154 to 1185 and encodes 343 amino acids. Gene Ontology annotation, molecular function: galanin receptor activity.